AUGGAAAUUGCUCGUUUAUCCGAAUUGAGUUUACAAUCAGUUGUUGAUUAUAUUUGUAAUGGUAUAUACGACAAUGUAGACUACAAACUAAGUCCCAAUUUGAGUAACCAAAUAUAUCAUUCGGUUAUAAACAAAGCGAAAGAAGCUCCGAACAAAAAUAUCAUUAAGCAAAUUAAAAACAAGCUGCAAUUAACUAAAAUUAAUCAUAUGUAUCAUAAAUUGAAUAGGAAUACGAUGGAAAUGUUUAGAAGCCACAUAUUGGAUCAUUUAAUGAUAGGAUUCCUAGAUUUUGAUGAUUUCGGAAGGAAGUAUAAAGAUGAAAAUGAUCUUGUCGACAUUGUAUCUGUUUUGGAAGACUCCAUGACCUAUUAUUGCAGGAGGAAUCUAAAAUUAUUAACAAUCAGAGUGCAAUUAAAUUAUCAGAGUGGCUGGGCGGAAGUGGUUGGUGAGAUGUUACCAAAUCUGGAAACUCUCAAUAUCACUGGAAUUAAACUCACAGGACAAGAACUCCCGAAUCUUUGCAAAUCGUUUCCCAAGCUAAAGACAUUGGAUAUCAGUUUCUGUGCCGUCACGAAUCUUAAUGGAAUUUCAAAUCUGAAAAAUCUGGAAGUUUUGAUUAUCAGAGGUUUGAAUUUAGCGACUCCAGAAGACAUGGAUGACUUGUUUGAAUGUAAGAAGUUGAGAAUGCUGGAUUUUGCAAAAUCCAAUCGGAACGAAGGAGCAAGUGUCAUGUGGAACUACAUGAAGUGCGGAAAAGUUUUGGAAGAAUUGGAGUUCUUGGAUUGCAAUGGGACUGAUAUUGAUAAGUCAAUGGUGGAGGUGUUGAUGAGUACUCAUAAGAAAUUGAGAACCAUUGUGACAUUGGACAGUAUCCUCGACUUCUCCACUAUCCCCGGAAUAGAACUUCUCAACAGUUCGACUCCUCAACUCAUGAUAAAAUCUCUUCAUUACUACAUCGCAGUCAACAGAAAUCCAUUCAUCAGCUGGAUGUUGAGUUUGUUUCGUAAAACAUAUUUAGUACAAUGGACUGAGGAUGGAGACCAGCAAGUUCUCAGAGAUUUUGUGAGAGUCAUUUGUUCUGCGAUGAAAAAUUUCUGUUGGGAUCCGUGUGUUUUCUAUGAAGGUGUCAAAUGUCUAUUGGAGAUCACAAAGGAAGGAAAUAUAAAAGGGUUGGGUCCUAUGGAGAUCUCAAUGUUGAUUGAUCAAUUAAUUGAGUCUGGCACUAAAUCAAGAACGUUGACCUAUGAUGUCGAGAAAUUGAAUGCCGCAUAUUCCUGCAGUUGGAAUCUGUUUCAUCAGCCACAAAUUCUCUAUUCGCCACUGCUGAAAAUCCAAAAGUUGUGUUGGUAUACUGUAGAUUUCCUUGCUUCAGAAUUCGCUCCUAGUAUCCCAACGAAACAACUGAAUAUUUUGUGGCAUAUGCUCGCUAGAUUUGAUACGGAAGAUGCAAAGAAACUGUGUCAGCGAACGGAUCUACUGGAUUCAUUAUUAGAUUUCCUUCGUAUAUGUAACACGGAAUCGCAAGUUUUCAUGGAGGAACAUCGGGAAAGUAUCAAUAUUGUACUGGAAGUGAUUUAUAGUAUGACAAAAGUCAAUGAUGAGACUGCACACCAUUUUAUCAAUAAGAAAGUGCAAAAGAUUCAUGCAAUCCCAUUGAUGAUACAGUUAAGUGAUAUUAAAUGGAAUAGAUGGCCUGAGCAAAUCAAAGUUUUUGAAAUUUUGGUAAAUCUGACAAGAGUGGAGAAGUUUAUGAAGCGGUGGGGAAGGUAUCUUCGAAUGAAUUCUAAGUUUUUGAGAAACCAACUGAAAGGAUACUAUAAAUACUUGUACACUUCCAUUGGAACCUACUUGGCUACUGAUAAAGCGUACUGCUCCAUGACGAUCCUAUCAUGUCUCAUGUGCCUUCCAAAUAAAAACAAGAAGAAAUAUUACAAGUGGAAAAUUGAAAAUACUGAAAUGGUGAAAGCUUGUCAGAAGAUUCAAACAGCUCACAUUUCCAUGGACCUCGAGUUUUAUUUGUCUUGCUCAAUUCUACAUGACACAUUGAAGAAAUCAAAGUAUGACGGACCAGUGAUGUGGGCGCUAUUGACAAUGAAGGCAAUGUUGGAACGAGAUAUAGAUUUAGUGGAAAUAUUUAAGGAUUCUGGAUUAUUAUCUGUCGUUCAAAGAGUUCGAAGUGAAGAAAAAGGUGUGAUGAAGUUGAAAUUAGAGGUUUUGAGACUGUUGUAUUGA
Molecule: messenger RNA, 2232 nt
Organism: Caenorhabditis remanei
Lineage: Eukaryota; Metazoa; Nematoda; Chromadorea; Rhabditida; Rhabditidae
Exons: 8
Coding region: 1-2232 (743 amino acids)
Cellular component (GO): Cul2-RING ubiquitin ligase complex
Source: RefSeq, a predicted model, not a curated record